AUGUUCUCAAACAAAGUUGUACUUAUCACUGGAGCUAGCUCUGGUAUUGGUGCCCAGACUGCUAUAGACUUCGCUAAAGAGGAUGCGAAAGUUGCAAUUACAGGAAGAAACAAAGAAAAAUUGGAUGAUGUUGCCAAGCAAUGUAAAGAAAUUUCCCCCAAUAAGUUGAAACCGUUGAUCAUAAUCGCUGACAUGAAUAAGGAGUUUGAUGUAGAGCACAUAUUAAAAGUAACAAUUGCGGAAUUCAAAGACAUGCAUGUACUUGUAAAUUGCGCUGGUGUUCUCGAAUCUGGUACCAUAGAAAGUACUAACGCAGCGCAAUAUGAUAGGGUCAUGGAGACGAAUGUUCGGGGUCCAUAUUUGCUGACUAAGUUAGCAGUCCCUUAUCUUAUUCAAACGAAAGGUUCUAUAGUAAAUGUGUCCAGUGUUACUGGAUUAAGGUCUUUCCCAAAUGUUUUGGCUUAUUGCAUGUCGAAAGCUGCUUUGGAUCAGUUUACGAGAUGCGUCGCUCUCGAAUUGGCACCAAAAGGAGUACGCGUAAAUGCGGUUAAUCCUGGAGUAAUAACUACUGGCCUUCAUAUGAAAAGCAGUAUGAAUGAACAAGAGUAUGAGACAUUUAUAAAGAAAUGUGCGGAAACCCACGCAUUGGGCAGAGCUGGUGAAGCCAAGGAAGUUUCUUCUGCGAUCCUAUUUUUGGCAAGCGAUGGAGCGAGUUACAUCACAGGUGUCACUUUGCCCGUAGACGGUGGUCGCCAUGCUAUGUGUCCUCGAUAA
Molecule: messenger RNA, 774 nt
Organism: Arctia plantaginis
Lineage: Eukaryota; Metazoa; Arthropoda; Insecta; Lepidoptera; Erebidae
Source: the annotation of a GenBank genome assembly